UGCAAAUCGGAUUUCCAACGGAUGUGAAACAUGUGGCGCAUAUCGGUUGGGAUGGGCCCAGCGUCCCCAUCAACAAUGCUGGACCACCUAGCUGGGUAAGCCGGCGACGUUAACUGACAUAGGCAAAAAGCGCAUAAAAUGUUUGACGUCAACGCAAUCAAUUUUUCAUGUCUACUUAAUUCUCACUGUCUCUUCCUCAUUUUGACCUGGAAACGAUGAGAUAUUCAAUCAUAAUAUGGAUAUCGUGGCCUGACAAAUGCUGGGUUUGUCAGAUGAAGGAUUACCACUCGGCGCCGCUGGACUCGGCCUCUUUUAGGAGUGAGAGAGGGGCCACAGCUGCUUCGAAUCCUUGGGCUUCUCAAGGUUAUUUUCGCACCUUGUACAAUUUGUUCAUUUCCGCGAUCUUCUUGUCGUGGACUCUCAAUCCCUGUGAAAAUCUUCUGAAAAAAUGGAACCUCGCAAAAACAAAACAUUUUUAAAUUGCAAAAAAAUAUGGCUUGGUUUGAAUGCAUAUACAAUACUGAUCAGAAGAUAUUACCAGCCAAUAGAGCACAACAAAUUGUGAAUGCUUUGGUUUUUGCACAAAAAAAAAAUCGAGUGAACUUUAUAUUGUCACUGAUAGAAAUAGUCAUGGAUGGAGGAAGCCUGGGAGACACCUCGUUCAGGGACACGAGAAGCGAGGCGGUUGGCAUCGACACCGCGGCAGGAGACUCCCCACGGUCCCCAGGCAUGCGCCGGUCAAGGCGGCACCGCUCCCGGGGCUCUGCUACCUCCUCCAUGGACUGCACAGGCGGUGAGACCACGGAGAAGAAGGAGAAGGGCAAGAAGGGCACCCGCAAGAACCGUAAGAAGGACAAGGACAAACCGUCGGCCGGCGACGACGCCGCGGCCGAUGGCGGCAGCUCGGCCACCUGCCAGGACCUCCCCGCCGUGCCCAAGAAGUCCAAUCGCCGGAAAAACAAGGGCAGCUCCGAGGCGGCGACCAAGGAAGGCCCCGGUGCCGCGCCGGAGGAGGGGCCGGUGGCGCCCCUGCCGCAGGUGGACGAGGACAAGGAUCGCGAGUGGUAAUCAUGCGGCUGCGGCCGGCCUUGUAUACGACCCAACUUUGACGUCGUUUUGGAGAUGAAAUUAAGCAUGCAUGCUGCAGAGUACUUCGAGCUUCAUAAGCAGGAUCAAGUGGCGAUCGAUCGAUAUACGCAUAUAGUACUCGAAGAACACAUGCAUCCAAGCGUUGAAGGUUGAUUACACGUUGAUGUAGCGUUCUGGGGAGUGGGUGUGCACGCACAAAUGCCAU
Phragmites australis (common reed) is the source of this 1294-nucleotide messenger RNA. RefSeq lists its product as uncharacterized. The transcript has a single exon. Lineage: Eukaryota; Viridiplantae; Streptophyta; Magnoliopsida; Poales; Poaceae. The record is from RefSeq and is a predicted model, not a curated record. The coding region runs from base 493 to 1068 and encodes 191 amino acids.